CGUUCAAACUGUUUGCCAGAAUGUGUUUCUGGCUAGUCGGCCAUCAUGGAAAUUUAAUGAAACGGUUUUGUCUUUUCUCUUUUGCGAAUGACACUUCUCAUAUGGUUGUCUCUUUUUACAACCCCAGAUAGGCAAUUGUCAACAAGAAUUCACCACAUUUUUUGGCAUUUAUUCUUUGGUGCGUGAGGCAUUCAUAAGGAAAACAAGACGCAAGCAGUUGCAAAGCUUCCAUAACGCAAGAGAAAUUGCUAUUUUCCUCAAGAAAAAUAAUACGACGAGUUCAAUUCAUCAGAAAUCCAUAAAAUCGUCAGUUUUGCUUGGUACUCUGCAGAUCUGAGGAAAAAUAACUACAGAAAAUCUUCUACUAUCGCCUGAGGUUUCUGCUGUUUGCCGAAGAUGUUGCACCAUUAAAAGGAAGUGAAAUUUCCGAAAACAACUACGGUGCAGUGCUGGGGAUAUGGAAUAAAAAAUAGUCGUCAUAUUUGCAAUAAUAAUUGAAAUCGGGACAAUAUUGUUUGUCUUUUGCUACACAAACCACAUCUUUGUGCAAACCGUCAAAGAUUCGCUAAAGCAGUGCUUUUCAAACUAACAUUUACCACGCAGUGUUGUACUGGGGAAACUACCGAAACAAAUACACCACACCAUUACUAAAAAUAAGAAGAAGAGGAAGGCAUAAACAACGAUAGUUUGACAAUCACUUGUUUUUGUGUGUGUUUGUUGCAGAACAGAAGUAAUGAUGGACUCAACAGAGACUGCCAUACCAAGCGUUGGCGUUAGCACAACUGGCAGCAUCAACACCACCCCACAGGUGCAAACGUCUGAAAGACGCUGUGAAAAUCCCGACUGUAAUGUGAAUAAACUAAUUUCCAUGGUGCCGAAACGAAAGUCCACACAAUUCAUUUCGGAACCCAAGGUUAUGGAUAAACCCAUAUUGGUUAAUGGUUUCACAUCCGUUUUUCAAGUUGAGGGCCAGUCGGCCAAACUUAUGGACAUUAAGAAUCCAAACGGAGAUCCAAAUACCAAACCGAUUUUUCGCAUUGUCCCCAAUUCACAUGUCCAUGUUGUUAACUAUGUUGUCGUCGACACGGAUGAAUCCUAUUUGAAGAAAAUCACCAACAAUGAGCCGGCAACAAUGCAGAAGCUUUUGACCACACAGAAAGACAGUGCCGAUCAAAUGUUAAGGAAAAUUAUGAAUGGUCAAGGAUCAACGGCAACAGCAGCCUCAACUACUGUGGUGUCUACAGUUAAUCCACCGGCACAGCCGCCUCCUCCCAACCAAUUAAACCGGUCAAUGGGUGGAGAUAAGCAAGCCUUAGCAUCGCUCAACACUGCACAUAUUCCAACUAUGACCACUGCUAAAGCUACCUCGACAACCACUCCUGCCCCGGUAGCGGCAAAAAUACAUCCAAAUACCUCCAUAAAUUUGCCAGUACGUAUGCAUCCCAAUUUGAAGAUUACAGCUGUAGCUAGUGCAGAAACAGGGGGCACUACAGUUCCUCUUAAUACAACUGCUUCAAAUGCUGCUGGCGCUAUGACACGUCCAACACCUCCCUUUAUACAGCCGAUACCGUUAGCAAAUUUACAGAGUCCCACAGCAAGCUCUGUCGCAGCUGGUGUCAAACAAUUAACCAAACCCGCCGUAAUGAAUAUACAAUCGAAACCAGUUCCUGUUGGUGGUCCCAGUUCUGCUUUAAAUGUUCCUGAGUAUGCUAAGCCCACUUAUGACAAAAUGCAAGAGGAAAUCAAUGAUCUGAGGCGUACCGUUGCAAUGCUGGCUGAGGCUCAAGCCAAGAAUCUUAAUCAACCGCAGACCGGAGUAGUGACAUCAGUGGCUGCCAAACGUCCCCGACUGCAAAUGCCACAAUAAAUGCCGUUUUUCUUACGAAAUCAGUGCAUUUAUUGUCUGCUGUAAAAAUGCCUACAAAUUAUAUGAUAUUGUAUUAUUUAUACAUAUUAUUUGUGAAAGCUCGUGACAAUGUUCGCUUUUACAACAUAACCUUCUUGGUUGGAAAAGAACGAAAAUUGGGACUUCUUUGUUUUUUCUGGGUUAUUAAGUAUAUAAGAAAUCUUUUAUUUUUAGUCUAUAUUAGUUAUUUAUGUACUGAAAAAUAUAAAUCUAUUUUUAUAUAAAAUAAAAUUAAAAAAAUAUUAUAUUAACAUUUAACAAAAACGACGUUUUUGUUUCUACAAACCAAUGUUGUAAGGCAAAAUUUAUACCUAAAAGGGGAAUUGGGAGUGGAUUUUGUAAGAAAUACCAAAAUCACAAAAAUGUAAGAAAUUUGAUGUUGAAAAUACUCUUGUAUAUGUACAAUAUUUACUGAUUAUUAUUUUUAUUAAAAUUCAAAAUUCAAACAUAAAA
Molecule: messenger RNA, 2359 nt
Organism: Musca domestica (house fly)
Lineage: Eukaryota; Metazoa; Arthropoda; Insecta; Diptera; Muscidae
Exons: 3
Coding region: 734-1867 (377 amino acids)
Source: RefSeq, a predicted model, not a curated record